UCUAUAGCCAAGAACCCAACGAAGAGGAUCUAUCGAAAAUAAGUGGAUCUAUCGAAACCGCGCUUCACAGUGUCUGUCGGUGAGUCCAACGGAUCUUCUAAUCUCUACCCUCGAUUUCAGAGCUCUUGACGGUCGUUAUAGUUGUAGAAGAGAGACGGCCGAGGUACAAAACCCCAUCUCUAUGUCGCGGCUUCCAUCUUGAAGACUUGUGCCUCUUUUAUUCUGAUCAAUGUAAGGCAGAAACAAAGUUGAGCUAGGGCAUCCUAAACCAUAGGAUCUCCUCUCAUUUUUCUCUCUUAUAAACAAACGGUUGCUAUCCAUCGAUAUAACGAAGGGUGCCUCACCUAGCACUUCUCCUGUUUCUUUAAUAUUGGCGGCAAUAAUUUCUGAAACAGUUUUUGGUUCUUGUAAGUUAAUGCGAUGAUUGAAAGUGCCAGAGUCCCGCUUAAAGGGUGGCAACAGGCUGCAGUUGCGCUGGGUUCUGCAGUUGGUGCACUAUUAGACCCAAGAAGAGCUGAUCUGAUCGCUGCCUUGGGAGAGACGACUGGGAAACCUGCAUUUGAGAGGGUUCUUCAGAGGAUGAAGUCAAGUCCUGAAGGCAGGAAAGUUUUAGUUGAUCGUCCAAGAGUAAUAUCAUCCAAGGUUGGACAUGCAUGGGACCUUCCAGAGAACACAUUUGGUGCAGCCUAUGCCAAGUUCAUGGGAUCGAGAAACUUCUCUCCAGAUGAUAGACCUCCUGUUAGGUUCAUGGAAACAGAGGAGCUUGCAUAUGUUGCUAUGCGUGCCCGUGAGGUGCAUGAUUUCUGGCACACACUGUUUGGGCUUCAGACCAACUUAAUAGGUGAAUCUGCGCUUAAGGUUAUCGAGUUUGAGCAGAUGAUGCUGCCCAUGUGUCUGAUGUCGGUUAUUGGGGGAAGUUCGAGAUUCAGUAGCAAGCAGAGAAAGGUAUUUUACCAGCAUUACUUCCCGUGGGCGGUGAGGGCUGGUAUGCAAUCGACUGAUCUUAUGUGCAUUUAUUAUGAGAGGCAUUUUGAUGAAGAUCUCGAUGAUGUUAGGAGGAAAUGGGGUAUAAUUCCUGCUCCCACUCCACAAAACCUCGAUUAACUGUUGAUGUUGAAUCUUGGAAUUGGUUUUGAUAGAAUUUUGUGACCCUCCCGAUCUGUUUCGGGGUUGUACGAGAAUUACAAGAAAUAAAUGUGACAUUUUGUUAGUGGUUUGCUUAAAUUAUAUAAAAACUAACUCAACAAGAAAACAGCUAUCUCUCUUCUGUUU
Molecule: messenger RNA, 1272 nt
Organism: Impatiens glandulifera
Lineage: Eukaryota; Viridiplantae; Streptophyta; Magnoliopsida; Ericales; Balsaminaceae
Product: ubiquinone biosynthesis protein COQ4 homolog, mitochondrial
Exons: 3
Coding region: 421-1104 (227 amino acids)
Biological process (GO): ubiquinone biosynthetic process
Cellular component (GO): mitochondrial inner membrane
Source: RefSeq, a predicted model, not a curated record